AUGGUUCGCGAAACGAAACGACGUCGGAGCUCGGCGGAAAAGCCAAUCGUGGUUCCGGUCACCCGAGACGACACGAUGCCCGUCGACGAGGAUCUUGUCGUCGAAGAAUCACAGUGUGCUGCUUUAAAACCCUUCGCGAAGCUUGUCGGCGUCCGCCGAGGCAUUUCUUCCAUCGACUUGGCAGACGAUCAUUUCGUGUGCGGACGGGGCUCGCAUGAUGCUCCGACUAAUUUCAACUUUUCUACAGUCGCCGAAGACGUCGGGCUCUACAAAUUCAUCUCGAAAAUUCAAUUUUCCAUUGAUAGAGACACAGAAACGCGUAGAAUCUAUCUACACGAUCACUCACGCAACGGGACCCUCGUAAAUCAUGAAAUGAUCGGAAAAGGGCUCUCCAGAGAGCUAAUGAACGGAGAUUUGAUCUCUAUUGCGAUUCCAGCGCUGAUCAUUUUCGUGUACGAAAGGGCCGACGACAACCAUCAUCCGGAAGAAUUAACGAACAAAUACCACGUGACGAGCCAUUUGCUGGGAAAAGGCGGUUUUGGCAAAGUUUUGCUCGGAUACAAAAAAUCCGAUCGAUCAGUGGUGGCUAUUAAACAGCUCAACACACAAUUUUCGACAAGAUGCAGCCGAGCAAUCGCUAAAACUCGAGAUAUUCAAAAUGAGGUGGAAGUUAUGAAGAAGCUCAGCCAUCCAAAUAUCGUUGCAAUUUACGAUUGCAUCACCGUCGCCAAGUACUCGUAUAUGGUUAUCGAAUAUGUCGGCGGAGGCGAAUUUUUCUCAAAACUCGUCGAUUCCAAGUACAAUCAAAUGGGUCUCGGUGAAUCGCUCGGAAAAUAUUUCGCUUUUCAGCUAAUCGACGCGGUUUUGUAUCUUCACUCUGUUGGAAUCUGUCAUCGUGACAUUAAACCCGAAAAUAUUCUGUGCUCGAAUAAAGCUGAGCGGUGCAUUUUAAAGCUAACCGACUUUGGAAUGGCGAAAAAUUCGGUGAAUCGAAUGAAAACUCACUGUGGAACGCCGUCUUAUUGUGCGCCGGAAAUUGUGGCGAAUCAGGGUGUUGAGUACACGCCAAAAGUCGAUAUUUGGAGCCUCGGAUGCGUACUUUUCAUCACAUUUUCCGGUUAUCCACCGUUCAGCGAAGAAUAUACGGAUUUGAAGAUGGAUGAACAAGUUUUGACAGGCCGCCUAUUCUUCCACGAACAAUGGCAUCGAAUUACUGACGAAACACAGAAUAUGAUCCAAUGGAUGCUCACGGUGGAGCCAUUAAUCCGCCCGUCUGCCGUCGAACUAAUGAGUACUCAAUGGAUGAAAUGUGCGGAUUGUCUUUCUGCGAAACAGGAUAUUUUGAAGAGUAUUCAGCCGAUUUCAGCAGCUCCAGCUGCACUACAAACUACACAAGCUGGACCCGUGUAAAAGCAAAAAAUACAAAAAUCCGCAAUUUGUCGUCAAAUCGG
Messenger RNA from Caenorhabditis elegans, 1451 nucleotides. It is a transcript of the gene chkr-2, whose product is annotated as non-specific serine/threonine protein kinase. Gene Ontology annotation, cellular component: cytoplasm; nucleus. Gene Ontology annotation, biological process: animal gross anatomical part developmental process. Lineage: Eukaryota; Metazoa; Nematoda; Chromadorea; Rhabditida; Rhabditidae. The record is from RefSeq and is marked reviewed. Bases 1 to 1410 code for a protein of 469 amino acids. The transcript has 14 exons. Gene Ontology annotation, molecular function: protein kinase activity; transferase activity; ATP binding.